AUGGCCGCGCUCAGCACCUCGAACACAACUUUUGCUCUGGAGCUGCUACGCAGCCUGAGCCAGGCAAACCAAAGUGGAAACAUCUUCGUCUCCCCAUUCAGCAUCAGCUCAGCCUUAGCUAUGGUCUACCUGGGAGCCAAAGGAGACACUGCUACACAGAUGGCACAGGCCCUGUCAUUCAGAUCUGGUGAAUCCGUCCAUGCAGACUUCCAAAGCCUCAAUGCAGACAUCAAUUCGCCCUCUGCAUCGUACACCCUGAAACUGGCUAAUCGCCUUUAUGGAGAAAUGACUUUCCAUUUUCUUUCUGAUUUUCUUGCUACCACACAAAAGUAUUAUAAGGCAGAUCUGAAGACUGUUGACUUCAUUGGGUCUCCAGACUCUUGCAGAGUUGAGAUUAACAGCUGGGUGGAGCAGCAGACUGAGAAUAAGAUUAAAGAUCUUCUGAAGCCAGGAACAGUCAGCACUACAACAAGAUUGGCUCUGGUCAAUGCCAUCUACUUCAAAGGCAACUGGAAGCACCGCUUCGAUCCAGCAAACACCAAAGAAAUGCCGUUUAAAGUCAACAAGAAUGUGACGAUGACAGUGAGCAUGAUGUACCUGAUGAAGAAACUGCCUUACAACUACAUUCCUGAGUUGGGUCUGCAAAUCCUUGAGCUGCCGUACGUAGACGACGAGCUCAGCAUGCUCAUCCUGCUUCCAGAGGAGUCAACUGAUGGCACUGACCCACUGGUGAAGCUGGAGAAGGAGCUGACAUAUGCAAAGCUAGACGAGUGGACCGACAGAAAAAACAUGGAUAUCCACUCCGAAGUCCUUGUUCAUCUGCCGAAGUUUAAACUGGAAGAGGAGUACGAGCUGAGCGAACCUUUGGCUAAACUUGGUAUGACAGACGUGUUUUGUGCAGCAAAGGCCGACCUUUCCGGGAUGAACGGGGAAGGAGGACUUUCACUGUCCACUGUGGCACACAAGGCCUUUGUAGAGGUCAAUGAAGAGGGCACCGAGGCUGCUGCAGCCACUGCUGGCAUGGUAGCUUUCUGUAUGCUGAUGGAGGAACAUUUCACAGCAGACCAUCCCUUCCUCUUCUAUAUCAGACACAAUAAGUCCAAGUCUAUUCUUUUCCUUGGAAGGUUCUCGUCUCCUCAGUAG
Molecule: messenger RNA, 1143 nt
Organism: Nerophis lumbriciformis (worm pipefish)
Lineage: Eukaryota; Metazoa; Chordata; Actinopteri; Syngnathiformes; Syngnathidae
Source: RefSeq, a predicted model, not a curated record